GCCAUAAAUCCCGAAUUUAAGAGUACGAUGGAGAUGUGAUCACUAGGAUGAAACUUUUGGCGAAUUCGGAUACGGGAAAGUCUGAAGAAAUUGGCCGCCGUGUCUUGUAACCUAUUAUCGCUACGCCGAGAUAAGACGAAGACGUUGAGUGACGACAGGCAGUCCAAAUAUUGCGUGGCAGUGUUGAGGUUAUGUGACGCAUCGUUUUAACGAGUCCUGACUACGGACUGCAGGAAAAAGAAGUAGGAUCGGACUUCUUGGUGACGAGGAACGUGUACGUGCUGCCCGACUCGUCGGGGCGCUUCGAGGUGCCCGUGGACUCGGGGAACCCCAGACUGGAGGCGACAACCCCGUCGACCCUGGAGCUGCUGGAGCUGCCGCUGCCCGAGGCGGCGAUGGCGCGCGAGCUGGCAACCCUGGCAGCGCGCUGGCGCGGCAUCGUCGCGGUCGACAGUCACCCGCAGUCGGGGCCGGACCACCGGACGAGGGUGACGCUGGAGGGUCCCGAGGACUCGACGCGCGCGGCUAAGCGCGAGGCCCUGGAGCUGCUCGCCGAGGCUCGGCGACGCCGCUUCCUGGACCGUCCCGCCUUCGGCCUGGACGACGCCAGGGCCGUCGUCGCCUAUGCCGAGGGCCGCCCUCGCGUCGCCGAGUCCUUGGACGUUGUGCGCAGGUGCUACGAUAGGUACCCUGCGGAUCAGGUGUUCUUAAGCUUUAACGGCGGCAAAGACUGCACCGCAGUGUUGCACCUGGUGGCUUCCGUGUGUAAGGUUAGGAACCUCUCCAAACUGCUCUGCUUAUACGUCGAAGAGGAUACGUUUCCGGAGGUUGACGAGUUCGUCGAGCAGGCGGAGCGAUAUUACGGGCUCGACAUCGUGAGGAAGAGAGGUCCAAUAAAGGCAGCUCUUCGGUCACUUUUAGAGGAAAAGGAAGGCCUUAAGGCUGGCAUCAUGGGAACUCGCAGGAACGACCCUGGCGCCGCCAACGUGGACGCCUUCACCAUGACCGACCCUGGCUGGCCGGCCAUUAUGCGCGUUUUUCCCAUCCUGGACUGGUCUUAUGCCGACGUUUGGAGUUUUCUGUUGACCAACGACGUGCCUUAUUGCUCCUUGUACGACAAGGGCUACAGUAGCCUCGGCACGAAAGUGAAUACCAAACCUAAUCCUCUGUUGGUCCUCGAUGAAGAGGAUUCGGUUUAUCUACCUGCUUUCCUAUUGUCCGAAGACUCUGCGGAGAGACAAGGCAGACGGUGACGAAGUGUUAGCGCUUUAAUAGUUUAAUUCAUGUCUUCGAUGCCCAGGAUGCCCAUCGUAGCCUUCUAGAGACUGUGUCGAGGACUUUAUUUUACUUCGGUGUAGGUACAUUUCUGCAUCUGUUAGCAGAUCUGGAGUGUCGAGUGCAGUUUGAUUAGUAAAUGUUUUGUUACCUGGGAUUAGUGUUGCCUUGUGAAGAUUGAUCAUUUGUGUCUUCGAUGUCCAGGAUGCCCAUCGUAGCCUCUCGGAGACUAUCGAUGACUUUUAGUUUACUUCGGUGUAGGGACAUUUCCAUCUCUGCGUAUAUUUCCAGACCUGGAAUAACGACUGCAGUUUAAUUAGUAAAUUUGUUUUGUUGCCUCGUAAAGAUAGCGAAAGGUGACCUUAAGGCGAGGGACUUAUUUAUUCGAUAAGGUUUUUUCUUAUCGGAAGAUAGCAGCAGACAAGAUAUUAGGUGACGAUGAUGUAUUUGCACUUUUAGCAUAAAUCACAUCUGUAUCAGUGGAACUCACAUCGAGCUGCAUUUUUGCUUCGAUGGUCAUCAUCGGAGGUUUACGUUUGUUAUCUACGCCGAUAGGUACUUUGGUUUUUUACCUUUGCGUGGUUUAGUGUUAAUCUGUAGGUCUUGAAUGACAACUGCGGUUUUGUUAGCAAAUUUUAUGUUACUUAAUCAGUGUUACCAGUAUUUUUGUACAUACCUGGUCGUGUAAAGUUUGAAAUUACAUUGUUUCCAAAUGUAA
Orussus abietinus is the source of this 1993-nucleotide messenger RNA. RefSeq names its product FAD synthase. Gene Ontology annotation, molecular function: FMN adenylyltransferase activity. Gene Ontology annotation, biological process: FAD biosynthetic process. Bases 396 to 1253 code for a protein of 285 amino acids. The record is from RefSeq and is a predicted model, not a curated record. The transcript has 4 exons. Lineage: Eukaryota; Metazoa; Arthropoda; Insecta; Hymenoptera; Orussidae.